CACUGAGUGGUUUUAACGCUUGGAGCGAGGUCAUACACGAAGAAUCGACGUCAAUUGCAGCACGCAUUCGACGCCGAACAACUACUUACCAUGGCGUCCCUACGAACCCAGACCACAGCUAAGCUGCUCCGCUCCGCAACAUCAAUAUCGAGGCCCGCGUACGCAGCGGUACAGCGACGAUUUAAAACCGACGAUGCCAAAGCCCUGACCGAGACGACGCCAGCGGGUGCGGGUAUUACUCCUGCCGCAAGGCCUGCCAACUCGCCCGAUUAUGGUGUGCACAUCGACAAGGCGACAUCGACCUUCACACCUGUCCCAAAGCGAGUAAUGGACGGCAGCGAGGAAGGCGAGGUCCUACCCGCCGCGGUGCUCUCCGGUGCGCCUAUGGAGCUGCAAGCUCGCACCGUCCGCAUCUUCCAACCGAGCAAACCAGCAACUCAGUCCGGAAACUGGGGUGCGCACCACUGGCGUAUGGAUUGGGACGUGCUUCCUAAGGGUCACCGAUGGGAGAACCCGCUGAUGGGCUGGCAAUCCUCGGGUGAUAUCAUGCAAGGCACACAUCUCAACUUCAAGAGCAAGGAGGACGCCAUUGCCUUCGCCGAGAAGCAGGGCUACGAGUACUUCGUUCAGCAACCCAACAAACGAUCGUUUACGCCCAAGGCCUACGCCAACAACUUCUUGUACACCCCGGGGAAGCUAAAGCACGUCCGCACAAAGUAAACUAGAGAGUCGAAAUAGUCAGGUGCAGUGGCUCAAGUCAAUCAAGUCUUUAAAGCGGCACGAGCCAUUAGGGGUUGGUCAAUUGUAUAUAUGUUAAAAACAUGA
Pseudomassariella vexata is the source of this 825-nucleotide messenger RNA. Its product is annotated as ETC complex I subunit conserved region-domain-containing protein. Lineage: Eukaryota; Fungi; Ascomycota; Sordariomycetes; Amphisphaeriales; Pseudomassariaceae. The record is from RefSeq and is a predicted model, not a curated record. Gene Ontology annotation, biological process: electron transport chain. Bases 91 to 720 code for a protein of 209 amino acids. The transcript is spliced from 3 exons.